GAAGUUCAAGUUGUCGAGUUGAAUGCGAAUGCGGAGAUGCGAUAAGAGAUAAGACAGUGAACAACUUGCUCCAGCCUCGUUCUCUUCUUUCAUCUGUAUCCACAAGCUGGACUCGGCCCAGCUUUCUAUUCAGUUGUGACAAGCCUACUUAAGGGUGUGUGCUUGGUUGGAUUUCAUAUGUCCGACACUCCUCUUGCUUUCGGGCCGACUCCGAUUUCGUUGCACGCACCUCCCUGCAUAGAUUUACUGCACAUGGAGGACUAAGACAAUACACUGGCGCGAAACUACGAUUUGAACUGUGUCGCGGGUAGACACAGUCGGCCAUACAGGAACAGUCAAUCAAUCUGGGGACUUCCCCGACGGCUCCGAAGAUGGCCGGCUCCAAUUCUGCGACGCCGGUCUACCCUGCCGGCACUGUCGCCAAAGUGUCGACCGAUAUUCUCAACGAAACCUUCCACAACAUCAUCCAUGAUCUAGUCGCCAAAGUCCACCGGGAAGAGAAGGUGGCGCGGAUGCGCUCUGCCGUGGUGCUCGCGAGACAAAAGGCCGAGGAAGGAGCAUACGUGCCGGAUGAGUCGCCUAGCAAGUCGAUCGUCGAUAGCAAGACUAGGGAAAUGGUCAUCGACCCAGUCAAACUUGCGAGCACGCAUCUCGAGACCGAUGCCGCCACAUUUGACCACGGCAAAGUGUAUCUGAAGGGAAAUCCUUUGCAUACAGUCAAGGAAAUCAUAUGUACUGAAUGUCGACUGCCCCGCCUUUCAUAUCCUCCUACCGGCGCCGGAUUCCGACCACCCCCCGAUCCACAUCGCAAAUACUGUGAGAACGGACCGAUGAUCGUACUACCAGGCCAUGACGUCCACGGCAAGCUCUUCGCCAUCAUGCCAAAUCCCAAGAAAAAGAAGACGGAAAAGGACAGCACAAUUCCCGAAGUCCCGACAAGCAAGUGUCCCGUCUGUCCCCGGUACUUUGUCAUGAAUCGCGUGGCCCAGCAUUUGGAUCGCUGCAUGAACAUCUCCGGUCGCAACAGCACUCGCAAUAAAACACCUACAGACAGCGGCGCUAGUGGCGCCAACAGUCCCACCUCCUCUGCACCAAAACGUGCUCAUACCGACGAGGAUGAAGGCAGUCCCAGCCCAACCAAGAAGAAGAAGCUGAAUACGUCCAAGAAGGGGUCCUCAAAUAAGCCCGGGCCUAGCAAGCUGAAGAACUCGUUCACGGUGGAAGACCACGAGGAUGAUAUUAAGAGUGAGGAUGCGUGA
This is a messenger RNA of Penicillium pulvis, 1259 nucleotides long. RefSeq lists its product as uncharacterized. The record is from RefSeq and is a predicted model, not a curated record. The transcript has 3 exons. Lineage: Eukaryota; Fungi; Ascomycota; Eurotiomycetes; Eurotiales; Aspergillaceae. Bases 372 to 1259 code for a protein of 295 amino acids.